Drosophila novamexicana is the source of this 1595-nucleotide messenger RNA. Its product is annotated as solute carrier family 35 member G1. The record is from RefSeq and is a predicted model, not a curated record. Lineage: Eukaryota; Metazoa; Arthropoda; Insecta; Diptera; Drosophilidae. The coding region runs from base 144 to 1193 and encodes 349 amino acids. The transcript has 2 exons. Gene Ontology annotation, cellular component: membrane.
UGAGAAACAAGCAGUUCCGUAACAGCAUUUUGCCUAAAACGCUGCAACACGAUUGAAAAAUCGAUUUUUCCAAAGCAAUAAAAAAAAAAUACAGAAUGUGCCAGUAAAUUAAUAAGUAGACUAGCAUAUUAGAAAGCGGCACAAUGCCAGAGAACUUGGAAUUGCAUCAGUUUGUGGAUGGCACGCGUGCGGGCGACAUAUCAAAUCAAUGGCUGGAACGCCUUAAAACGCGCGUAAAUUGCCCAUAUUUGGGCAUUAUACUUGCCACGCUCUCAUCGCUGUUCUUCUCGCUAUGCUCGGUCAUAGUCAAGGGCCUGGUGGAUGUCAAUCCCAUGGAGCUGGCCUCGUUCCGUUUUGUGGGCGUACUCCUGCCGGCCAUACCCAUACUCAUCUAUACCAGACAGCCGGUAUUUCCCGAGGGCAAACGCGUCAUCCUGCUGCUGCGUUGCUUCAUGGGCACCACGGGUCUGAUGCUUAGCUUUUAUGCGUUCCGCCAUAUGCCGCUUGCCGAUGCCAGCGUUAUCAUCUUCUCCACACCUGUGUUCGUAGCCAUAUUCGCACGCGUCUUCCUCAAGGAGCCCUGCACGCUCUUCAAUGUGCUCACCAUCAAUAUGACGCUGCUGGGCGUGGUGCUCAUCACCAAGCCGCCGCUGGCCUUUGGUGAUGCCAACCACCACGCGAUGGACAGUGAAAAGUAUUCGGAUAAAACAUAUGAUAUCUGGGGACCAGUUGCUGCCAUAUCAUCCACGCUUUUCGGUGCCAAUGUUUAUAUUCUGCUGCGUGCCCUCAAGAAUCUACACUUUUCGGUGAUCAUGACGAACUUUGGAGCCAUCGCCCUGGUCUAUACACUGAUUGUGUGCGGCUCCAUUGGCGCCGUCUGCUGGCCCAGCUGUGGACGAGAUCGCUGGCUGGUCGUCGUGCUGGGCAUCUUUAGUUUUCUGGGUCAAAUCCUGUUGACGCUCUCGCUGCAGGUAGAGCAGGCGGGUCCGGUAGCAAUUGCCCGCUGUGCCGACAUUGUGUUCGCAUUUAUUUGGCAAAUCCUCUUCUUUGGCGAGGCACCCAAUGCGUAUUCGUUGUGCGGCGCUCUCAUGGUCGUCAGCUCGGUUAUUCUGACGGCCAUGAAGAAGUGGGCCAUGACUUUGCCACGGGAAUCCUCGCUGCGCAAGCGUUUUCGAAUCAUUCUGCUGGAGUAGACCAACUAUUAGAUGUAGUUUGUAGUUGUAAUUCGAAUGCUUUAGCUAUGUAAGUGGUUUCUCAACGUUUAAAAUCAAAUUUUCAUCGGGCAUCGGAGAAUAAUGCUCAAAAACUAAUACGAUACACUAAUUCAUACACGAUUUAGACUUGGAUUAUUAAAAAGCUCAGCUUAGUAUACAGAAAUAGGCGCAUUAUAGACUCAUUCACAUAUUUUAAACAAGCAUAAAGUUUUAAAGUUCGAGCGUGAUACUCAUACCAUCUAAAAAAUGAUGCACACAGCUGACUAUUAUAUAUACACGUAUAACUCUAAUGAUUUAGUUUAGCCAAAUUCAUUGACUUGUUGUUUUGUACAUUGUUAUACAUGCUUAUACUAAAGAAUUUCGAACAAAAAAGCUAAUUAA